CCAAUACACACGUAUCGGGUUCGCCUUCUGCUAUAUCACAUACGUGUGUGCUCUGUGUGCAUCGAAGCCGUGCCAUUUGUGUCAAGAGUCCUUCCGUGUGCAAGUGUCCCCAUGCCAGAGAGGGGGGACUGGUCUAGUUACUGAGUGACUGUCAGCAGACGCGCUAACAGCCCUAUGGCGAGCGAAGCGAGCUGCCCUUCUGGCUGCCAUCAAGUUUCUGAUUCUACACAAGCCGGCCAUGGCGCACGUGUUGGUUUAGCUGUAUACAUCAUGGAUACGUCCUUUCAUCGCAGUCAAGCUUUGUCGCCCAGCGCCCUUCAUCACUCACAAUAAGAAGAGCUCUGCGUCCGUCAUCAACGCCGUCCUUCACAUGACAAAUGCACGCCCUUGGGAAACGAAAAAGGCCCACGCCCUCAGCUACAGAUGCGAGCAAGAAACAGAAGAUGCCAGAUGAUGCCAGACAAGGACGGAUAGUGUUUGACCGGGACGGUGACGUCCUUCUGGCCGUGCAGCCCUUUCAACGCAACGGCUCGUCUUUGGCCCAGUUCCAGGUCUCGUCCAAAGCACUUUCGCUCGGCAGCCCAGUGUUCAAGGCCAUGUUCAGCGGGAAAUUCAUGGAGAACGCGAACUCGGCCGCCGGUCUUCGCGCCGCAUCUCUACAGGAUGAUGACCCCGAAGCUCUCAUGCUCCUGUGUAACAUUGCCCACUUGCGCUUCAACAUGGUGCCGAAAAAGCUAUCACUAGACGCGCUGUUCAAUUUGGCCGUGAUAAGCGAUAAGUACGACACGGUUGGCAUGGUCAAGCCGUUCAUCACUCAACAUUGCGAUUUUUACCGAAAUAUCAUGACAGAGGCUGGAAAUGAAGUGUACUUUUACAUCACUUGGGCUCUUGGACUAGUGGACGAUUUCAAACGAAUGUUUAUGCACCUAGUAUUUGAGAUCAGGAUCCCCUCGCUGAUUUCAGGGAUAAGUACAACUUCUUCGGGUGAUAGCAGCAGCAUGGAAGAUAUGAUGUCGGAUGAUCCCGACAACACAGUCGAGCUUAUCUUAAAAAUGCGGGAUGAAGAGCGUGAAGGGCGGCUAAAUGAGCUUUUAAUUGUCAACUGUGAAGAUGAAGAAUUUUCGGCAGAUCUUCCGCCUCAUUCAAAAGUUGCUCUCUUGCUGAUACGGGAAGACAUUUUUCAGGCAAUACAGGCUCUGUGCAGUGUGUAUUGGCACGGUCUCCAAAAAAGGAUGAUGUCAUUUGCAAGUCCUGAUCAUGGCCAGUACGAAUGUUUUGCAAUGGAGUUUGGUCACUUGUCGCACAUCUUGUCAAAGUGGAAUAUCCAUCCCGACGCAUCGCACGCCAGAAGGAGCAUUAGUCUCCGCUCAUUAACAGUGCAGCUCCUAGAUUACAAACCACUUCGGUGUAUUGGCUGCAAAGUUCCCGGUGGGUGCUGUAGAUCGGAUGCAGACUACAAAAGCUUUCGCAAUGGAUUGCAGGAACUUGAGAUAUUCAGAACGAAUGGCAGAUCGGAAGUGGUUUCAUUGCUACAGCAAGUCAAAUCGAGAGAUCAUUUAUGAAGUUCUAGUUAGGAACAUAACUUAUAAUCAAGCAUUCUUUUGUCAG
Messenger RNA from Verruconis gallopava, 1608 nucleotides. RefSeq lists its product as uncharacterized. The record is from RefSeq and is a predicted model, not a curated record. NCBI's taxonomy places the organism in Eukaryota, Fungi, Ascomycota, Dothideomycetes, Venturiales, Sympoventuriaceae. The coding region runs from base 378 to 1562 and encodes 394 amino acids. The transcript has 2 exons. Gene Ontology annotation, molecular function: protein binding.